This is a messenger RNA of Aethina tumida (small hive beetle), 623 nucleotides long. RefSeq names its product protein MIX23 (gene Ccdc58). The record is from RefSeq and is a predicted model, not a curated record. Gene Ontology annotation, cellular component: mitochondrial intermembrane space; mitochondrion. Lineage: Eukaryota; Metazoa; Arthropoda; Insecta; Coleoptera; Nitidulidae. Bases 116 to 526 code for a protein of 136 amino acids. The transcript has 3 exons.
AGUGCUGCCAUCUUCUUACAAAAUCAGUCAACUACUGGCACGCGUUUUACAAAGUGCAAUUACAAAAAAUUUUAGACUGAAAAUUUAUUUAAAUUAAUCAUUUUCGUAAUUCAUAAUGCCCGGCGCAAUUAUGGAAUGUCCAGACAUCAGCGAUUUUCAGGAUGCCUUAAAAAAUUUAAGAAAACCUGAGGACAUUAUAGUAAGUACCAUUAACGACGUAAUUCCCACCAACUCUUUUCACAAAGAUGAAGAGAACGCCUGCAAAGAUUUACAUGCUCAGUUAAAAGAGGGGCAUGAGAAAAGAGACAAUCUCAUAAAAAAUUGCAUUUUAGUCACCACUGAUAGAGUUAAAAAGUUAAAAGAAGAGAGAGAACUCAAAACUGAUGAUAUUCAAGUGAAUAAGCUAUUAAAACAAGAGCAAACAAAGUUGAGGAUGUUGCAAGUGGAAUUAACUGUGGAGGAGCUAAUAAGACAAAGAACUUUAAAAGUUUUCAAUGAGAGAUGUAGGAAGUUUUUAAAAUUAUGAUCUUUUUUGUAUUCUAUGGUAGCCAUUUCAAAUUUGUUUUUAUAAUCUGUAGUUGUAAUUUUUGGAAAUAAAUUGUUAAAGCUGAUUGCAAUCUUAA